UGGUCAUUUACACUUAAACUCUACGAAUAUGUCAAAUGUAGUUUUUUAUUUACCUUGAUCUUCAUAAUUAAAAGUUUGUUCGUGAAUUUGUUGUUGAAUUUAAAAUGUAUAGUGGUCAUAUAUUUAUGAACAUGAUGGUGAUGUUGAUUUUGAAUGUGUUGUUGUAGAAAUAGAUUCAUUUCGUGUGACUGUUGUAUGCUUUUGGAAUGGUUCAAUUCGACCAACUAGUAACAAUGUUAAGUAUGUUGGAGGUGGAGGUAAACUGUCUGCAUGCAACUGGUUGGAGAUCAACGUGCGCCAUGUCGCUCGUUGGGAGCACAGGCUAGAGCUGCUGGCCCAAGGUGCGGCGAUCGAUGCUGUAGGCACACCUACUUGUGCGGAUUACAUGUCGUGGUUCCUCUCCAUCACUCGUCGAUGGAUGACACCACGAGGUAUCAUGGCGGCAGCCUAAUACGCUCCCACAGCACCGACGAUGACACACUUUGCACAGGGCAUUGCAUCUGUCAUCAGCUCCUCCCAAGAGGAGCCUGUACGGGAGAUUGCCCAAGGCAUACUCUUAGGGACGCAGUUUCAACACUUCAUUCCGGAAGUGACUGCGUUCGACACCACUAUGUACGAGUACGGUUCAUCUCCUCAUCAUGCCGACGUUCAUCUUGAAGAGGUUGACUUAACGUGCCCGGACUACGGUGCCGGGUCCUCACAAGGUGCCACAUCAUCACAUUAUCAAUCACCUCCCCUACCCGAGCGUCAUGCGACGGCCUCUUACUAUCAUAGGAGGAGUCGUAAACCAUCACAGUUAGGCAGGGUACAGGAGGAGGAUUAACAUUAGAAUACUGUUUGUAUAUUUUGAACAUUUGUACAUACUCAAUAUUUGUAACAUUUGGUCUUUUGUGUAUAAAUUGUAACAUAUAUGUAGAUGUAUAUAUUUUUAUCGUAUUAUCACACGUUUAUUAUGAAUGA
Molecule: messenger RNA, 960 nt
Organism: Amaranthus tricolor (Joseph's coat)
Lineage: Eukaryota; Viridiplantae; Streptophyta; Magnoliopsida; Caryophyllales; Amaranthaceae
Exons: 2
Coding region: 271-657 (128 amino acids)
Source: RefSeq, a predicted model, not a curated record